AUGUCAGCAAGCUUGCUUCAAAUCUUCAAGCAAACACACACAAACACCGCAAGAGCUUGUGCCUGCUUCUUGUCGAGGGUGGGCUCCUGCGGACUUUCAAGCUAUCAUGGCCUUGCUUAUGAGGUGCGCGAGUCGCCUCAGCAGUCCGCUGAGGCUUCAGGCCAUUCGCCUUGCCUCCACGGCGCCUACUUUCCACUAUGAAGACAUAAUGUCUCCGAAGACAGCCAACGAUGUUGGAAUUUCCUACCGAAAACUACCUUCGUCUGAGGGUUUGGUGACGGUGAAGGACGGCUUUACGGUCGUGCAGCCUGAAGCUCUGCGACUUUUGUCCAAACAGGCUAUGAUCGACAUUGCUCAUUUGCUUCGUCCUGCUCAUUUGAAGCAACUCUCCUCCAUCUUAGAUGACCCGGAGGCGAGCGACAACGAUCGUUUCGUGGCCUUUCAGCUGCUGAAGAACGCGAACAUUGCUGCUGGUAUGAAGUUGCCCGGCUGUCAGGAUACAGGCACGGCUAUCGUGAUGGGCAAACGUGGCCGUCGCGUCAUGUGUGAUGAGGAUGAAUCAUCGCUUUCUCAUGGCAUUUAUGAUGCAUACACGCAACGCAAUCUCCGCUACUCACAGGUUGCUCCGUUGGACAUGUUCAAGGAAGCCAACACGGGUACCAACCUGCCGGCGCAAAUUGACAUCUACUCCGUGCCCGGUGAUGAGUAUAAGUUCAUGUUCAUUGCUAAGGGCGGCGGCUCUGCUAACAAGACCUUUCUUUAUCAACAGACAAAGGCGCUGCUUAACCCGGAGAAGUUGACGGCGUUUGUUGACGAGAAGAUCAAGACGAUCGGCACGGCUGCCUGUCCGCCGUACCAUCUGGCCAUCGUUGUCGGCGGCCUGAGUGCUGAGAUGACACUGAAGACGGUGAAGAUGGCAUCGUGCAAGUACCUCGACGAUCUGCCCACCGAGGGCAACUCACACGGACACGCCUUCCGCGACCUGGACUGGGAACAGAAGGUAUUGGAACUGUGUCGUAACACUGGUAUUGGUGCACAGUUUGGUGGUAAGUAUUUCUGUCAUGAUGUGCGUGUCAUCAGACUGCCUCGCCACGGUGCAUCCUGUCCUGUCGGUAUCGGUGUCUCCUGCUCGGCUGACAGACAAAUUCUUGGUAAGAUCACCCCUGAGGGAGUGUUCUUGGAACAGCUAGAGACAGACCCUGGACAGUACCUACCUCAGGUCACUGAGGAUAACCUGAGUGGUGAAGUGGUCAAUAUUAACCUGAACCAGCCUAUGAAGAGCAUCCUGAGCACUCUCUCAGAGCAUCCUAUUCGUACCCGUGUAUCUCUAACAGGUACAUUAGUGGUGGCACGUGACAUAGCGCAUGCUAAGCUACAGGAGAGAUUGGACAAUGGUGAGGGUAUGCCGCAGUACAUGCUGGACCAUCCCGUCUACUAUGCCGGACCGGCCAAGACACCGGAGGGUAUGCCUUCUGGUUCAUUUGGCCCUACGACGGCCGGCCGUAUGGAUAGCUAUGUAUCAAAGUUCCAGCAAGUCGGUGCCAGUAUGAUUAUGCUGGCUAAGGGCAAUAGAAGCAGACAGGUCACCAAGUCCUGCAAGCAACACGGCGGCUUCUACCUUGGCAGUAUCGGCGGACCAGCCGCAUUGCUUGCGCAGGAGUCCAUCAAGAAAGUUGAAGUACUCGAAUAUGCUGAGCUGGGCAUGGAGGCUAUCUGGAAGGUUGAGGUUGUCGACUUUCCCGCUUUCAUCGUUGUCGACGACAAGGGAAACGAUUUCUUUGAGAAAUGGCAGGUGUAGGAGAUGACGGGGAAGAAGGUCCCUGCCGAGCAAGGAAUUCAGGUAGGCCCAGGCGUUGGGUUCCUCUACUGGUGUUAGCGUGUGAGUGUGUGGCGCAUGCUGGCUGUGAAGCAACGUGCUGAAACAGACAAACACACACACGAUGUGUACAGCGGGGGUGUGUGUGUGUUUGUGCAUGUGAGCACACACACACACACACACACACACACACACACACACACACACACACACACACACACACACACACAAACACGCCCCUAACUGGACAGCGCACUAUUUGAACGGUUUAGUAUGGUGAAGUAAUUGGAAGCUCCCCUCCACCAUGUACUAGCUAGAAUCCUGUAGCAACAUCAGAGAGAUCAACCUAAGCACUUGCCACUUGUCUGUGGGCCAUGUUGAAGACUUGCCACCACCUGUCUUGCUGUGUGGAUCAUGCCACUGUGGAUCAUGUCACCAUCAUCCCGGACAUACCCACGUCACAUCCUGUCGUAUCUCCUCACCAUAGCAUCAGUAGCAUCACCACCACGAGUAUGUCCAAGUGAAGUGCAGCGCUCGCUGUUGCAUCGUGUCUACACAAUGGUGCUCAUCCGCUGGCCGCCUUGUGCGCUUAUCGUCCGUGUGUUUCCCGUACGCCUUGCUGUAUUCUCCCACCGCAAUCUUAAUGUCAACUUACACACACGCACACACACACAUACACACACACACACACACACACACACACACACACACCGCAGCACACCACAUAUCUAUAUUUACCAUGCCCUUUUCGGCAGCAGCUGUUCAUAACUGCAUUGAUUCGUUGCAGAGCAGCAGCUGGACUCUGCGAGAGUUAUCCCCGCUGCUGAUUAUGUUUACUUUGCUAAUAAAUUGCUAUUGCUCUUGCUAUUGUUAUUUUAGAAUUGCGAUCAACAGAAUUGCUAUUGUUAUAAUUAUGCUGCUUAGAUCCACCAAUUAUGUACCUGAUCUGAAGUGUACGUGUGAUUUGUCAAUGUGCCUGACUCCACAUGUGUACAUGUGCACAAUGUUGGCUCUGCGCGAGCUUUAUUCUGCAGUUUGCAAUGAAGACAGUCCUUAAU
Sycon ciliatum is the source of this 2874-nucleotide messenger RNA. Its product is annotated as fumarate hydratase class I, aerobic-like. Lineage: Eukaryota; Metazoa; Porifera; Calcarea; Leucosolenida; Sycettidae. The record is from RefSeq and is a predicted model, not a curated record. The transcript has 8 exons. Gene Ontology annotation, molecular function: fumarate hydratase activity. The coding region runs from base 107 to 1798 and encodes 563 amino acids. Gene Ontology annotation, biological process: generation of precursor metabolites and energy.